Molecule: messenger RNA, 1491 nt
Organism: Quercus robur (English oak)
Lineage: Eukaryota; Viridiplantae; Streptophyta; Magnoliopsida; Fagales; Fagaceae
Exons: 2
Coding region: 1-1491 (496 amino acids)
Molecular function (GO): protein dimerization activity
Source: RefSeq, a predicted model, not a curated record
AUGGCUGUAUCAGAUGGGGGUCCAGUGUUUAUAAAGGCAAUUGAUGGGUCAGGUGAGUUCAAAGAUAAGCAUUACAUUGCUAGGGUGUUGAAAGAUGCUAUAAAAGAGAUUAGACAUGAAAAAGUUGUCCAAGUCAUCACUGAUAAUGCAAAUGUGAUGAAGGCUGCUGGAGCUCUUAUUGAGGGUGAGUAUCCUAAAAUAUUUUGGACACCUUGUGUUGUCCACACUCUCAAUCUAGAUUUGAAGAAUAUUUGUGCAGCAAAAAACACUGAAAAGAAUGAAGUUACAUAUGAGGAAUGUAGUUGGAUUACACGUGUUGCUGAUGAUGCAUCCUUCAUACGUGUUUUUAUCAUGAACCAUUCUAUGAGGUUGGCAAUGUUUAAUGAAUUUUGUCCAUUAAAAUUGCUCCAAGUUGCUGAUACUAGAUUUGCUUCGGUGGUUGUAACGUUGAAAAGGUUGAAGUUGAUAAAAAGAUGCCUUCAAGCCAUGGCUAUUAGUGACCAAUGGGCUUCUUAUAGGGAGGAUGACGUUGGAAAAGCUCAAAAGGUGAAAGAUAUGAUUCUAAGUGAUCUUUGGUGGGAUAAUAUUGAUUAUAUCCUUGAAUUCACGGCACCCAUUUAUGAUAUGCUACGAAUAGCCGACACAGAUAAGCCUUGUCUUCAUCUUGUGUAUGAGAUGUGGGAUUCCAUGAUAGAGAAGGUGAAAGCAGUGAUAUAUCGGCAUGAAGGCUUGGAAGAGGAUCAAUAUAGCUCAUUUUGGGGUGUGGUGUAUGAUAUACUCAUUGAUCGGUGGACUAAAAAUUCUACACCACUACAUUGCUUGGCUCAUUCCUUAAAUCCUAAGUAUUACUCCAUUGAAUGGAUUUCGGAGAAUCCAAAACGUAUCCCUCCACAUCGGGAUCAUGAAAUUUCUAUGGAAAGAAGCAAGUGUUUGGAGCGAUACUUUGAAGAUGAGAAUGACUUAACGGUGGUGAAGUAUGAGUUUGCUAAAUUUUCAGGAGGGAGGUUUCCUUCACCAAGUGCCUUGAUCGAUAGGUGGACCUUACUACCUUUGGUUUGGUGGCAAUACCAUGGCUCCGCAUUUCCAACUCUUCAAACCCUUGCCCUUAAACUUCUUGGACAACCUUGCUCAUCCUCAUGUGCUGAGAGAAAUUGGAGCACGUACAAAUUCAUUCAUUCCUUAAAAAGAAACAAAAUGGCUCCUGCACGCGCUGAGGAUUUGGUAUAUGUGCAUUCUAAUCUUCGACUCUUGUCAAGGCGCAAUGAAGAGUACAUACAUACCGCAACAAAGAUGUGGGAUAUUGCAGGAGACUCUUGGAAUGAGAGCGACAUGCAUGGAGGAGCUGGAAUUCUUGAGAAUGCAACUCUUACACUUGAUGAGCCAGAGUUGGAGGCUAUAGUUAUUGGGAAUGUUAACACUAGUGCUACUACUAGUGAAAGUGAAGUUCGAAGUGAAGCCAUUGAUCUUGAGGAUGAUGAUAUUUGUGUUUGA